Messenger RNA from Pyrgilauda ruficollis (rufous-necked snowfinch), 4193 nucleotides. It is a transcript of the gene ELAPOR1, whose product is annotated as endosome-lysosome associated apoptosis and autophagy regulator 1. Bases 371 to 3334 code for a protein of 987 amino acids. Gene Ontology annotation, biological process: positive regulation of vacuole organization; autophagosome assembly. NCBI's taxonomy places the organism in Eukaryota, Metazoa, Chordata, Aves, Passeriformes, Passeridae. Gene Ontology annotation, cellular component: late endosome; lysosome; extracellular exosome. The record is from RefSeq and is a predicted model, not a curated record. The transcript has 23 exons.
GGGACUCUCAUUAGACCUACGAGCUUCAUGCAACACGGCCUCUGUGUUUUAUUGGGGAUUCGCGGUGAUGGUGAUAGCCGUGGUGGUGACAAGAGGAUGGCCACAAGGGGGCAACCAUGGCGGCGCCAGCUGCCGUUCCAGGGGAUUCUCUUCGUGAUCGACUGCCCGUUCUCGUUCCCUGGGGCGAUACCCCGUGCCAUUCCCACCGUUCCCGGUGCCCGUUCUCGGAGGCGAUGCCCGGUGCCGUUCCCGGGGGCGGGGGCAGGUAGCGGCAGGUGCGCGGAGGCCGGGCCGUUGGCGGGGGCGGGGCAGCAGCGCCGGUGCUCGCACCGGCCGAGCUGCCGCCGUUGCCACCGCCGUUGCCGCCGCCAUGGCCGGUACCGGAGCCCGGUGGAUGCCGCUGGCGCUGUGUCUGGCUGUCACCGUGUCACCGGGACGCACCGGAGAGCAGCUACAUGUCUGCAAGGAGUCCGAGUACCACUACGAGUACACAGCAUGUGACAGCUCAGGAUCACGCUGGAGGGUGGCUGUACCACACACGCCUGGACUCUGCACCGGCCUGCCUGACCCUGUUAGGGGCACUGAAUGCUCAUUCUCCUGCAAGGCGGGUGAGUUCCUGGAGAUGCAGACACAGACGUGCCGGCCCUGCGCUGCGGGCACCUACUCGCUGGGCACUGGUGUCCGCUUUGAUGAGUGGGAUGAGGUGCCCCAUGGCUUCGCCAACGUGGCCACCAACCUGGAGGUGGAUGACAGCUUUGGCGAUGCGGCAGAGAACUGCACAACGUCAACGUGGGUGCCGCUGGGGGAUUACGUGGCCUCCAACACAGAUGAGUGCACGGCCACCCUCAUGUAUGCUGUGAGCCUCAAGCAGUCGGGGACUGUCACCUUCGAGUACAUCUACCCUGACAGCAGCAUCGUCUUUGAAUUCUUUGUGCAGAACGACCAGUGCCAGCCCACGGUGGAGGAGUCCCGCUGGAUGCGGACUACAGAGAAGGGCUGGGAAUUCCACAGCGUGGAGCUGAGCCGUGGGAACAACGUGCUGUACUGGCGGACCACCGCCUUCUCCGUCUGGUCCAAGGUGCCUAAACCGGUGCUGGUGAGGAACAUCGGCAUUACAGGGGUGGCCUUCACUUCCGAGUGCUUCCCCUGCAAGCCCGGCACCUUUGCCCCCGCUGCCGGCUCAACCGCCUGCCAGCCCUGUCCCGCCGACACCUUCUCUGGCAAAGGGGCCACCGCCUGCCAGCCCUGCGACCCUGACACCUACUCCGAGCCCGGCUCGGGGUCCUGCAAGCCACGUCCACCCUGCACGGACAAGGAUUUCUUCUACACCCACACGGCCUGCGACGCUGGUGGAGAGACCCAGCUGAUGUACAAGUGGGCAGAGCCCAAGAUCUGCAGUGAGGAGCUGCCGCAGGCGGCCCGGCUGCCAUCCUCAGGGGUCAAGACUCGAUGCCCCCCCUGCAACCCUGGCUUCGCCAAAGGCAAUGGCAGCACCUGCCAGCCCUGUCCCUAUGGCUUCUAUUCCAAUGGCUCCGCCUGCCUCAGAUGCCCAGAGGGCACUGAGCCGGCUCUGGGCUUGGAGUACAAGUGGUGGAACGUGCUGCCCCCCAACAUGGAGACCACCGUGCUCAGCGGCAUCAACUUCGAGUACAAGGGCAUUGCAGGCUGGGAGGUAGCUGGGGACUACAUUUACACGGCAGCUGGAGCCUCUGACAGCGACUUCAUGAUCCUCACACUGGUGGUCCCUGGCUUCAGCCCUCCAAGCCCAGUGCUGGAGGACACAGAGAGCAGGGAGGUGGCCAGGAUCACCUUUGUUUUUGAGACGGUGUGCAGUGUUGGCUGUGAGCUCUACUUUAUGGUGGGUGUCAACUCACGCACCAACACUCCAGUGGAGACAUGGACAGGUUCCACAGGGAAACAAUCCUACACCUACCUGGUGGAGAAGAACGCGACCAUGAGCUUCACCUGGGCCUUCCAGCGCACCCCCUACCACGAGGCGGGCCGGCGGUUCACCAGUGAUGUGGCCAAGCUGUACAGCAUCAACGUCACCAAUGUGCAGGGGGGGGUGGCCUCCUUCUGCCGCCGCUGUGCCCCCCAGCCCACUGGGUCCUGUGCCCCAUGUUCCCCUGGCAGUGCUGUGGACCCCAACUCAGGCACCUGCCAGCCCUGCCCACCUGGCACCUACCUGCGGGGCCACCCCUCCGACGGAACACCCACCUGCCGCCCCUGUGGCCCUGGCACACGCAGCAACCAGCUGCGAUCGCUAUGCUACAACAACUGCAGCCUGGCACUGGCACUGCCAGGCCGGAUGCUGCACUUCGAGUUCCCAUCGCUGGGCCAAGGUGCUGGGGUGGGCACUGGGCCCAGCUUCACCCCCAAAGGGCUGCGCUACAGCCAUCACUUCCGCCUUAGCCUCUGUGGGCACCAGGGCAGGAAGAUGGCCUCAUGUGCUGACAAUGUGACGGCAGGUCGGGGGGGCCCUGCCCGUGUGGUCACCUCUUAUGUGUGCCAGGCCAUUCUGGUGCCCCCUGACAUCACUGGUGCCCGUGCAGCUGUGUCUUCGCAGCCUGUCAGCCUGGGUGACCACUUGCUGGGUGUCACCACCAGCUCCGUGCUGGACAGCAUCGUGUCUCCCCCAGAGCUCUUCCCCCCCAGCCAUCCUGACCUGCCUGACAUCAUCUUCUUCUUCAGGUCCAACGACAUGACACAGCCCUGCAGUGGUGGCCGGGCCACCACCAUCCGCCUACGCUGUGACCCCCUGCGCAUCGGCACUGGCACCCUGGCUGUCCCCAGCAAAUGCCCCGAGGGCACCUGCGACGGCUGCACCUUCCAUUUCCUGUGGGUGACGGCCGAGGGAUGUCCCCGCUGCUCCAGCUCCCACCACCGCCCCAUCGUCGGCGCCUGUAUCGGUGGCGUUCAGAAAACCACCUACGUGUGGCGGGAGCCCCGGCUGUGCCACGGCGGGGACGCCCUGCCGCCGCAGGUGAUCCAGGCGUGCCGGAGCGUGGAUUUUUGGCUAAAAGUGGGAAUUUCCACUGGGACGUGCGUGGCCAUCUUGCUGGCUGCGCUCGCCGCUUAUUUCUGGAAAAAGACUCAAAAGUUGGAAUACAAAUAUUCCAAGCUGGUGAUGGACGCGGCGGCCCGGGAGACCGACGCGACGUCGCCCGACAGCUGCGCCAUCAUGGAGGGGGAGGACGCGGAGGACGAGCUGCUCUUUGCCACCGAAAUGUCACUUUUUGGAAAACUUAAAGCCCUGACGGCCAAGCGGAUGCCGGAUGGAUUCGACUCAGUCCCGCUCAAGACCUCAUCCAGCAGCACCGAUCGGGAGCUGUAAGAGGACGGGGGGCACCCUCGCAUCCCCCAGCCCUCCCGGGAGCUGUGACGGGCCAGAGGGGCACCCACGGACACCCCAGCCCCGGGCAGCUGUGAAGGGAAGGGGGGGUACCCACGGCCCAUCCCCCCACGCCCCCCAACGUGGCCCCAAUCGUGGCCUUAGGGACCCGCUUCGGACCGGAGCCUCAUUACGGCUUUUGUACGUGUGUCCUCACCGUGUCCUCCCCAUCCCAAGCACCCAAAAAUGCCAAAUACAGGAGUGGGGUUUGUAUAAGGGCUCCGUGUGUGUGGGACACGCAUAGGGGGUGCGGGGAGUUGAGCGUGGGCACCAGAAAUGGGUGGGAGGAGGGUGCGGGGGUGUGCGCAGGGUGCCACACGUGUGAGCGGUGCUUAGGAGUGGGGUGGGGGAGCAGCGGAACUUUGACUCCCAUCUGCACGCCCCCUAAUGGGGGAAGUGGUAGAGGGUCCCCCAGAUGGGUGGAGGCACAAGAACCCCGCCGGGACCCCCAAGGAGGGGACAGUGGGGUGACAUGUGGUGCCAGAGACAGCCACAGUUGUGCCAUGGGGUGCUGUAGAGGGGCGUGGGGCGGCUCUUGGGAGCCCUAUGAACAACUGGGGUGCGAGGUGUCCUCGGGUAGGAGAUCCACAGAGCCCAGCAGUAUCCCUGGGAUGUGGCUGAGGAACCCCAGCAAUCCUCGGGGUGCGAGGGCAGAACCACGGAGACCUCUCUGGCAGGGGGGCUCAAGGACGCUCGGGCCCCUCCAGACCCCACCGUAUCAUCCCCAAACCCUCUCAUAACUUCCCGACACCCCCGUCCUCCUGCCCUGCCUGGGCCUCCAGACCCGCUGGCACCUCCCUUG